GGAAGCGCCUGGAAGUCACGUGAGGCUGUCGGACGGGAGACUUAUCUCUCGUGUUGGUUCCGCGCGCCCAGGCAUUUGUGGCGACUGCUGGGAAGCAAACAAAACAUCUCCAAAAGUAACCAACAAAUGAAACAGCAACAAUGUUCCAGAGGUCGUUAUUUCAGGUGAUGCGCCAGUUUGUAAGACAUGAAUCUGAGGUCUCAACAACCCUAGAAAGAUCUUUAAAUCGUAUCCAACUGCUUGGUCGAGUAGGACAGGAUCCGGUCAUGAGACAAAUGGAAGGAAAAAACCCUGUCACAAUUUUCAGCCUAGCCACCAAUGAGAUGUGGCGAUCGGGAGACAGUGAGGUGGUUCUAGGAGAUGAUGUUACGCAGAAGACUACAUGGCACAGAGUCUCCGUGUUCAGGCCAGGGCUGAGAGACUUAGCUUAUCGUUUUGUGAAGAAGGGUGCUCGGCUCUACGUGGAAGGAAAGAUAGAUUAUGGCGAAUAUGUAGAUAAAAACAAUGUGAGGCGGCAAGCCACAACUGUGAUUGCAGAUAACAUCAUUUUCCUGACUGAUGCUAAGGAUGUAUUUCCUGAGGCGACUUAAAAAGGAAUGAUGCAAAUGGGGUUUGGACUGAGGGUUAAACUGUUCUUUUUUUCCCCUUUUUUUUCCUUUUUAUUGUAAGCUUUUCCUAAUACAAUAAUCAUGUCUUUGUUGUCUAGCCUGAUAAAAAUAAUUUUUUGUACAAAAAGAA
This is a messenger RNA of Ahaetulla prasina, 738 nucleotides long. RefSeq names its product single stranded DNA binding protein 1 (gene SSBP1). Gene Ontology annotation, cellular component: mitochondrial nucleoid. The record is from RefSeq and is a predicted model, not a curated record. The transcript has 7 exons. Bases 141 to 590 code for a protein of 149 amino acids. Gene Ontology annotation, molecular function: single-stranded DNA binding. Gene Ontology annotation, biological process: positive regulation of helicase activity; mitochondrial DNA replication. NCBI's taxonomy places the organism in Eukaryota, Metazoa, Chordata, Lepidosauria, Squamata, Colubridae.